Molecule: messenger RNA, 558 nt
Organism: Prunus armeniaca (apricot)
Lineage: Eukaryota; Viridiplantae; Streptophyta; Magnoliopsida; Rosales; Rosaceae
Source: the annotation of a GenBank genome assembly
AUGUCAAACUUGAGGAGGGUGUUGGAGAGGCAACAUAAAGAAGAGGAAGAAAUCCGGUGCAGACGUGCUGAUGAAGAUCGGGAGGCCGAUGAAGAAAUGGAAGAAAUGCUUGCAGCAACGGUGUGUAUGUUUAAUCAAUCAAGGCAACACUGCCGUCAUCGUGCCCCGAAUGUGGACAUACGUAGGGAGUCUCAGGGUAAGAAUCUCUUGGAAGAAUACUUUAUCCCAAAUUCGUUAUUUCAUGUUUCUAAGUUUCGAGAGAGAUAUAGAAUGCAGCCACAUUUGUUCCAAAAAAUCAUGCAUGAUAUUUGUAAUUACGACACAUACUUCAUUCAAAAGUACGAUGUUGUUGGAGUUUUGGGUAUUCUCCCGGAGCAAAAACUUACAGCUGCUUUGCGGAUGCUUGGUUAUGGGGCAUCUGCAAAGGAGUACCUUCGCAAACCCACACCGAGGGACCUGCAAAGGCUUCUACAAAAAGCUGAGGCUCGAGAUUUCUCAGGAAUGAUUGGAAGCAUUGAUUGCAUGCACUGGCAGUGGAAGAAUUGUCCUACUGCUUGA